This is a messenger RNA of Rhinocladiella mackenziei CBS 650.93, 5421 nucleotides long. RefSeq lists its product as uncharacterized. Gene Ontology annotation, molecular function: structural constituent of nuclear pore. Gene Ontology annotation, cellular component: nuclear pore inner ring. The record is from RefSeq and is a predicted model, not a curated record. The transcript has 2 exons. Gene Ontology annotation, biological process: protein import into nucleus; RNA export from nucleus. The coding region runs from base 1 to 5421 and encodes 1806 amino acids. NCBI's taxonomy places the organism in Eukaryota, Fungi, Ascomycota, Eurotiomycetes, Chaetothyriales, Herpotrichiellaceae.
AUGGCGCCGGCUUCCUGGGACGACCUCCUCAACGCUUUACUGUCUCAUGAGGAUGUGAAAUCAGAAUUUGCCGUGGAGGUGCUCUCCGGAGAACGGCCCAAGAAAAUAUUGUCUCAGCUUUUGCCCUCAUUCCCGCCGCAGUCCUUUUCAUCAAAGACCACAUUUGAAUCUACUACCUCCACCAUCCCUUCAUCUUGCGAUACUCUCUACAAUCUCGACGAGCUCAAAACGGACGCUUUGUGGCUGAGCAAACAUGCCGAUCUUGAUGAGCUGGAAUCUUUGCGAUUGACAAUUCUGGAAUGGCAAUACCGUCCAGAGUCGAGGCUGAGAGAAGGAUACUCCGAGGCAGAAGUUGCCAGUCUGAAGGAUGCUCUCGGAUCAGAUUAUGUCGACAAACAGUUACAAGCCCGGGAAGACUCUCUUGCGCGAGAUGACACCAGUUUUGAUACCCAGAAUUCGCGCCGUUUCAGAUUAAUUUGUCGACAUCUGCAGCAGCAAGUCGUCGUGCUACGAAUCAAAAAGGAGCUUUUGGAUCUCAGCCUUUUGCCCGCAUCUGUACAUACCUUGCCGUCAACUCUGCGAAAAUUAGCGUCGAGCCUAAUAUCAACGGAUGAACAAUCCUUGCGCGGUGAUAUUGAGAUCGCCGUCCACGGCAUUCGACGACAAUUGAGGAAUCUGGAGUCUGGUCAAAACUGGGAGACCGAUGAAACGCACACCCCCUUCCUGAAAGACGCGACGGACACAUGUUGCUUGGAAAGCAUUGGGGUAAUUUUGGAACUCCUAAUGCUGAGUGUGAGGAAGUCAAGGGCCACAACAUCUUCAGAGAGUCUCCUGCUUUGGCUGCAGUUGAUGUCAUCUGUUGGGUUUUUCAGUCCAUUCCACUCCGAAAUUGAUGCGCAACUGGUUGCUAUCCAGAAAAUGCAAUCGAUGGGAUCUUUGGUCACAUCCGCUUUGUUGGAUCUGGCUUCUACGGUUGCCACUUUGAACGAAGUCGCUUCCUCUGGCCAAUCGGUACGACCGAACCACCAAGAAGGGUACUUCUUCGACGUCGAUUCGAUUCAUGAUAUUCAUGAACUCCUUUUCAAUCAAGCUAUUCUCGCCAACCCCCACGCUGGACCGACUAUUCUAUCAUGGGCCAUCAUUAUCCAUCAAAUCCGAUUGCUGGCGAUGGCCAUCAAAGAGAAUAGGGAGAGUCAUCAUGUUCAAAAGACGAUCGACGGAGUCGCAACAUUUGACGCCGCUACUGGUCGCCGAAGCUCUGCGAGCAGUAGCACAUCAUUUCAACAAAGUGUCUUUGAGGAUCUGUUGGAGAAGAUUACAACAAGCAGCCUCAACGAAGAUCCAUCCAGCGUUCUCCUCGACAUGGUGAUCGGUCGAUGCGGGGUAUUUGAUUAUAUCGCUUUUCUCGGCGCAUCAACUUCUGGUCUCCCGACCAUCCUCGCGGCUUGCCAGCUGCAAACACUCCAAGAACUCAUCGCCGUAUCUCAGUCCUUUCUAGGCUACACUCCAGAUUUGGUGUCUGCACAGUUAGCCUUGCUGUCGACAGUGCCCGGUGGCUCCCCACAAGAAAGACCGUACGACCCAGUGAUUGAGUUUGUUAAGGAUAAAUAUCUUCUGGAAGGAUUUUAUGAUGUGUCGGCUGCACGAUUUCCCUACGAGUGUCUCCCAUUUCUUCAAUUCUGUAGGGCACUCGCCAAGGCCAACAUUUUCGACAACCAAGGGAUACAAUAUGUCGAGUUUCGCCUCCGGAAUCUCACCACAUUUACUCAAGCGGCAGUCAGGGGCGUCGAGUACAGGACCAUUCGCGAAGACGAGAGUGCCAGCUUUGUAGCCCUCAAUAAACCAGUCAACAUGCUCGAUCUCACGCAAGACAAGCUUCUACCACACGUGACCGAGCAGUCACCGGCCUUCUCCAUCAUUCCCGCCGAUGCCACAGGUGAAGUCAUAUCGGACCCAGAUUCCUCAACCAAAGUGAUCAGGUGGCAACUUGAAUACUCGUGUCUCGCAUACAUGGGCCGGUUGUUGGAACUACAUUAUAUGGGACUCCUUCGCACUUCCCUCUCGCAGUUUGAAGAUCCAGAAGCCGUGAUAUCGGAGAUUAUCGGCAUUUUCGCAACUUUACUGUCGACAAUUAUUGGGAGCACUGCAGGAGGCCGAAGCGAGGACCAAAUACGUCAGCAUUGCGCCAGCAUCUUGGACGAAGCCAACAGCCAACUGAGUCCGGAUGCGGAUAUUGUCUCGUACAUCUUCGAAAUUCUUGAGCAGGAGCUCCAAGCUUUUCGUCGGCGAUCUGUUUCGUCUUUUGAUUGCCGAAUUCUGAUCUCUUGCUUAGACUUUGUCGUUGUUCUCACCAAAAUCCGCCCAUCCUUGGUUUGGUCCAACAUCAGUCGAACAAGUCUCUUCAGCCGCCAAUCCUCCGCCACAUUAGUUCUGGGAAUCGUGUCUGCUGUGGAAAUACCUCGAGGAAAUUUCGACUUCCUAGAGAGAUUCGCUCAACUAUAUGAUGCUCUAAUACAGUUGGCUACCACCGGUCCGGACGAUGCGUUGUCAGGGACCAACGUGACCUCGGCCAGAAGAAAAGCCACGGCACCAACUGUUCUGCGAAUCCAAGGACCGCUAUUACUGACCACAACUGAAAUUCUGUUUAAUGCCUACCAAGCCAUUCCGGAGUGGUCAUUUCAAUCUCCUGCACAGCAGAGUCGCAUCACCAACCUCAUAACAGAAUCUUUCUCCGAUGUCCUUCGCUAUGCCUUCGACAUUGGAGAUGCUCUGGACUCCUUCACCCCACCAACCACAGUUUUCUCUGAGCCUGCCAAGUUUCUCGUUUCAUCAUUCCGAGCCCCAACUCUUGAUGAUGUCGCAGUGAAUCCCAUCCUUCGCAUUCUGUUCUCAUCCGGUCAGCGGGACAUGUUCGGCUUGAGCGCGGAAGACGAAGCUGACCGCCACGUAAGAUCCACUCUGUCUUUGGCAACUUUGCUUGUUCGGUAUGGUCAACGGCGAGGUCUUCCGUUAUCAUCGGCGGAGGUGCACAUCUUCAAUGCGAUGCCUUUACUGGUGCGAAUCCUGCAAACCAGACCUUCGAUUCGCGCUCAUUGUUUGGGGCUGAUUCGAUCCAUCGUAACAUAUGUUGAUCAACAUCAGCCUUCUUCAUUGCUGGGCCACUUGGGUUCUGCUUCUUGCCUCGAUCUCCUUCACCUGGCCAAACACAUAGACCAAGACUCUCAUUCGAGCGAAGUACGCGUUGAGCUCUGGAAGUUCAUGGCUUUGUUGGUAAAAACUUCGCAACAAUGGCUGGCCGUGGUGAUGUUAACCGGGUCAGCACCAGAUGCCGCCAAGAAGGCGAAAUCUCCCGAGUCACCGACCAAAUGUCUUCGCGGAAAAGAUUUUUUAAAAUCUGCUCUGGGUGAAUUGAGUAACAUCUCCAAUCUCUUACCCCAGGUCGCCGCCUCCAUGCUCGAGUUUGCCUUGGAGGCACAGCAAAAUUGGUCAUGGCUGACAAACGACCUCAACACUUCACGGGACUUCCUCACGAAGCUCGUUUCCUUUGUGACCCUCAUCGAGCCAAGUCGUCCACAUGACAUUGACCUUGCCUACCAGAAUUUGAUUGCCUCUCUUGUGACGGAUCUAUCCGCCGUUCACCUCCACCACGCUAAAAUCACCAGAGAUAUUGGUGCUGUUAAAAUCUUUAUCCCUCUUGUCCACUGGCUUACCUCCAAUGCGGUAGAGGUUUCAAGCUAUAAUACUUCUUUGCACAGCAACUUGCGCAGAAAUUUCGCUGCCAAAUACAAUGGGCUUUCUGUCUCGGCCGUUCAGCGCACUGGCCUGACCGAACGACAAUACGGUUUCAACUUUUUCUACGAUCUGGACUACGCAGACAAGUUGUUCUGCAAGGACUCAUUCUGGAAUGGAGGUUCAGGAACGCCCAGCAAUCAGUCCUUUUCGGCAGAGUUCCGCAGGGCAAACGUAAAUCUGUCGGUGGUGGACUCGGAACUGAUACUUCUAUUGAGCCUUCAGCGUUUGUGUUUUGAACACUGCAAGUUCUUUGUCCAAGACCGGGAGAUUCAGAAGGCUAUGGCACACAUUGUUCAAAACUGCCUGCAAGCCAAUUCUCGUAGCUAUCCGGCGGAGGCGAUUUUCGACUCGCUUUUCCAGACCCGUGCAGAUCUGUCAAUAGCGUUACUUCGCGAGCUCAUUGUAGCCGGUGCGAAAGGUUCCGAUUUCAUCAUCUUGUUGGAGUCCGCAUGGGAUGCGGUCAGGUUCAGGAACGGAUCAUAUGAACAAGCCAUCGUCAACGGUGACCUCACUUAUUGGCGCUCGAUGCUCUACGUUCUACUCAUGGCCACACAAUUUCAUGUCAACAAGAAACGCAAACCGACAACGAUACCAGGAACAAGCACCGCGGUGGUCACGCUUGACCCUGCAAACACGACUUUCCUCGAGAUAACAACACGUAUAGUCGCCGAGGGGUUCAAAUCCGCUGUUUCUGCCCUUCAGGACCAAAAACAAAGCAAAUUGAAAAACAACACCGACGAUGAAAACAAUUUUAUUGGCCCACGGGACAUCUCUCUCUUGGUGACAAUGAUGCAGACAAUCCUCAGACUGCCAAACAUUGAUCAGUUCUCGGUCGAAUUGGCUGAGCGAAUCUCUUCUUCCGGUAUCAUCUCAGCGUGUGUUCUGCUUUACUCUUGGGCACACUUGCUUACUGGGCCUGAAUCUGACAAUCAACCUCGUUACGCUGACUUUUGCGUUCAGCUCCUGAGUUCCGUGUCUUCACUUCCGCUCGUGGCAGAGGAACUCGCCAUCGAAGGUGUACUGAAUCGCAUCCUUGCCUCUAAAACUACGGAGUAUCUCCAGCGUGUCCCUGGCGGAGCAUCACAUGUUGACCCGAGACCGAAUUGCGGCUUUCUCUACAGGAUCUGGGCUACAGGUCUGCUGCCCUUGUGUUUGAAUCUCCUACACGCUGUUGGUGGCCCGAUCGCUGCGGAAAUCUCCUCUUUUCUGAAUCAAUUCCCAAAUCAGCUCGUUCGUGCAAGCACGAGCUUUAUGCUAAACCUGCAGACUAAAGCCGAGGAGGGUACGGAUGUCCUGACUCUGACAGUGGCGGGUGAAGCUGGAACAUUAGCACUGAUCUCCUAUAUCUUGUCAUCCUACCGUGAUGCCGGGGCUUCUGCAGCGGUGGAUUCAACUUCAAUACUGCCGUUGAAGGGUUAUGAUGAGCAUAGGAAAGCGAUUGCGGAAGAUGUGAGGGAUGUUCUCGCCUUGAAAGAGGACGUGAGGAGAAAGAUGACUGUACCGACGGACGAGAGAGAAUUGACCUGGCAAACUUCAAAGGAUGGGGACAAGUUAGAUGCCAAGAUUGUUCAGGAGUUGCAAAUGGCGUUGGCAUCCCUGGGUAGAGAUGAUGAUGAAGACGAAAAGUAG